UCCCGGAAGAUGACAGUCAUCUGAUUUUGUUAGCCAGCGUCAGAGCUAACCAGCAAAACAACUGUCCUGCCUUUUGUUUUCUUCCUUUUCACCCUCUUUCUCCGUUUUGUCGUCCCUUAACGGAGGAUAAAAUAACUCCUCAGGUACCUUCGCACCAUGGACGAGACAAGUCCGCUUGUCUCUCCGCUCCGCGACUCUGGGGAUUUCAGCUACACGGAGCCUAACAGCCCCCGAGGCGCCUUCGGGAGCACGCCGGGCUCCGUGGUGCGCAUCCCGCCCGGGAGUCCCGGAGGGAGCCAGGAGAGACAGCCGCUCUUGGACAAGGAUCGAGGACACGCGUCUCGGGAGCGGCACAGGAACGAGUUCCCGGAAGAUCCAGAGUUCAGGGAGAUCAUCCGCAAGGCCGAGCGAGCCAUAGAGGAAGGGAUCUACCCAGAGAGGAUCUACCAGGGCUCCAGUGGAAGCUAUUUUGUCAAAGACUCUCAGGGGAAAAUUAUUGGUGUUUUCAAGCCAAAAAAUGAAGAACCGUACGGCCAGCUGAAUCCCAAGUGGACGAAGUGGCUCCAGAAACUGUGCUGUCCUUGCUGCUUUGGCCGCGACUGUUUGGUUCUAAACCAGGGCUACCUCUCAGAGGCCGGGGCCAGCCUGGUUGAUCAGAAACUGGAACUCAACAUUGUCCCCAGGACCAAGGUGGUGUAUUUGGCAAGUGAAACAUUCAACUACAGUGCCAUAGACAGAGUCAAGUCUCGAGGGAAAAGGCUUGCUCUGGAGAAGGUGCCCAAAGUUGGUCAGCGCUUCCACAGAAUUGGACUACCACCUAAGGUCGGGUCCUUCCAAAUCUUUGUCGACGGAUACAAGGAUGCAGAUUUCUGGCUGCGGAGGUUUGAAGCGGAGCCUUUGCCGGAAAACACAAACCGUCAGCUACAGCUGCAGUUUGAACGCCUCGUGGUCCUCGACUACAUCAUCAGGAACACGGAUAGAGGAAAUGACAACUGGCUGCUGAAAUACGACUGUCCCAUGGACUCUGGAGGUAACAGGGAGACAGAUUGGGUUGUAGUCAAGGAACCCAUCAUCAAGUUGGCAGCUAUAGACAACGGCCUUGCCUUUCCACUCAAACACCCCGACUCCUGGAGAGCUUACCCGUUCUACUGGGCAUGGCUGUCCCAAGCCAAAGUGGCUUUCUCCAUGGAAAUCAAAGAGUUGGUGCUUCCCAAACUAUCAGAUCCGAACUUCAUCAAAGACCUGGAAGAGGACCUCUAUGAACUAUUUAAGAAAGAUCCGGGCUUCGACAGGGGACAGUUUCACAAGCAAGUAUCUGUCAUGAGGGGGCAGAUCUUAAACCUAUGCCAAGCACUGAAAGACGGUAAAUCCCCGCUCCAGUUGGUCCAGAUGCCCCCGGUUAUUGUUGAAACGGCGAGAGCACCUCAGAGAGCAAACAGUGAAUCCUACACACAGAGUUUCCAGAGCAGAAGACCCUUCUUCACCUGGUGGUAGUGCAGAAGAAAAGCAGCAGCAGAUUGCCAUGCCGAGGGAGCGUCUGUGCAUGGAUGGAGGAGAAAACAGAUUUUUGUUUUGGGAAGAAAAAAAGGUUCUACCACCUCUCCUCUCCUUGUUUUUUUUUUUUUUUUUUUUUUGCUGCAGAAGGAAAGUGUUUGGAUGUAAGAAUGAGGCCAAAAGAAGAGGGAUUUCCCAGAAUAUCUUCCCUGUCUGCAUCCGUGCCUUGUGUUAAUAUGAUUGAAGAAGGUUUUGUGCAAUGACAUUUCUCUGCACUCAUUGGCGCAUGCUAUGGUUGCUCACACACCCACUUGCACACCACUCAGAACCGGCGUGUUCAUGUGUGUGUGUGUGCGUUUUUUUUGGACGAGAGGUGUUUUGCAUUCCAUUGGUUUUUCUUUCGUUUUGUUUUCCUCGCACGUCUCAACACUCAUGGAGAUUUCCUCUCCCACGCUGGCAACAGCAGUGCCAAUACAUUUGCUUUUCGUCGACUAUGAGAUUAACUCUCACACACUUAGGAAGAGGGGCACUAAAGCUGUUUGUAUUUCUAUACAUUGAACAUGUGAACUGGAUCCACAGUAUGCAUCGUUUCUGUGGUAAUCAAAAUCUACGUCUAAGCCGUCUGAGGUGACGUUACAAAACAGAGGUACGUACAUUUAAAGAGAUUGAAUAAGAUAGCAGCCAUGUUAUUUGUUUGCCUAAUUAGUUUUUUUUUCUGAAAAUUAAUUAAAAAUUAAUUAAAAAAGAGCAAAGUUCUGCUUCUGUAACCAGACAGGUGGGUUUUUUGUACCCGCCUCCGUUUUUCCCAGUCAUGACGAUUCCCCGGACGUUUGUGGCUCUUGGGGUCGACCCAAGUAAACGAGAAGUAACAUACUGCUGAACUGACAUUGUUUUGUCACACUGCACUGUAUAAUUUGUAUGUAAUAUUUAAUGAUAGAUUAUAACUGAAAUAUAUUCAAUUAAUACUGA
Messenger RNA from Xiphophorus maculatus (southern platyfish), 2463 nucleotides. It is a transcript of the gene pi4k2a, whose product is annotated as phosphatidylinositol 4-kinase type 2 alpha. Lineage: Eukaryota; Metazoa; Chordata; Actinopteri; Cyprinodontiformes; Poeciliidae. Bases 157 to 1494 code for a protein of 445 amino acids. Gene Ontology annotation, molecular function: 1-phosphatidylinositol 4-kinase activity. Gene Ontology annotation, cellular component: lysosomal membrane; endosome; trans-Golgi network. Gene Ontology annotation, biological process: phosphatidylinositol phosphate biosynthetic process; endosome organization; Golgi organization. The transcript has 9 exons. The record is from RefSeq and is a predicted model, not a curated record.